Synchiropus splendidus (mandarinfish) is the source of this 452-nucleotide messenger RNA. RefSeq lists its product as uncharacterized. The coding region runs from base 21 to 452 and encodes 143 amino acids. The transcript is spliced from 4 exons. The record is from RefSeq and is a predicted model, not a curated record. Lineage: Eukaryota; Metazoa; Chordata; Actinopteri; Syngnathiformes; Callionymidae.
UGAGAAGUCUUCCAGACCAAAUGGCCAUGUUUUCUACACAGUUUUUCCUGGUUCUUCUCCUGACCACUGGUCUGUGUGACCUUUCUGCAGCCGGACCGCUUCAUGCGCAGUGCAAAGUGGAGUGGUAUUUGGGGAUUCCAUGUCAGUUGGUUUAUGAAGCUCUGGUCACACAGAUCAAGAGGUGGGGUCCCACAGCGAGCUGCAGCACUGGAGGGCAGCGUUGCCUUUAUAAGCUGCAGUCGGCCUCGUCCCACUUCAUUUCGGCCAAGCACUUAACGCCCAUCAAGAGACACGAGGACCAGAUCAACUUCCGGCUCGUCCCCUUCCACUUCUUCUCCUGCUGCCACGUGGCGGCCAUGUCGGUGUCAGAGACGUGGUACACCAUCAAAGACCACGGCGCCAACUACUGCAACCUCUACAACCUGAUGGAAGGUGAGAUCUGGUUCUUGUAA